Molecule: messenger RNA, 186 nt
Organism: Sclerotinia sclerotiorum 1980 UF-70
Lineage: Eukaryota; Fungi; Ascomycota; Leotiomycetes; Helotiales; Sclerotiniaceae
Exons: 3
Coding region: 1-186 (61 amino acids)
Source: RefSeq, a predicted model, not a curated record
AUGGCACCACCAGCACGAGCCCUUUUCUCCCGUCAAAGAUUAAUCCUCGGUACCGUACUCGGUGGCGGAGCUCUCUUCGUCAGUAUGAAAUGGAAAGCAGUAAUGCAAAGAAGUGAAGCGGCAAAGAUCGCUGGAUCACCACGAAAUUUCGCUGUUGCUGCUGGAAGAAGUGGUGGAGGUAUUUGA